CUAAACCAAUAAUACCAAAGAAAUCCAAUGGAGCAUCAUCUUCUUUGUACUUUUUCAUCUUUACUACUACUCUUCUUAUUCUUAUUCAGUUCAAUUCCUGUAACCAGCCAAUUCCCAUUUGGCAGCAACAAACAAGCUCAUAAUUAUUCAAAUGUCUCCUGUGUUGAGAAUGAACGACAAGCACUUCUUCAAUUCAAGCAUGGGUUGAUAGAUGAAUCAAAUCGUCUGUCUUCUUGGAUUGGAGAAGAAUGUUGUUCAUGGGAAGGCAUUAGUUGCCACAAAACCACUGGUAGUGUUUUGAAACUUGAUCUACGCAAUACGGUGCCAUUUGAUGAUUCUGAUGAUGAUUACUUCAAAAAUUGCUUGGGAGGCCAAUUAAGUCCAUCUUUGGUCAAUUUGACCAAUUUGCGAUAUUUGGACCUGAGCUCGAAUAUUUUUUCAGGAAUCCAAGUUCCCGCAUUCUUUGGAUUGUUGAAAAACUUGAGAUACCUCAAUCUCUCAAGUGCAAGAUUUGAUGGUGAAAUUCCCCACCAUUUAGGAAACCUCUCGCAUUUACGGUAUUUGGAUCUUGCGUGGAAUUCAUUGAGCAUUAAGGAUCUCGGGUGGGUUGCUGGGCUCUCUUCUUUAGAAGGCCUAGUCCUGUCCAAGUUGAACCUUACAGCCGCUCAAGAUGGGUUACAGUCAAUUAACAUGCUUCCUUCACUAACAACACUAGACUUGAAUGCUUGUGAGCUCUUCAUCCAUCCUCAUCUUUCACAUGUCAAUUUCACAUCUCUUGCUUUCCUUGAUCUCAGUUUGAAUAAAUUCAACAACUACAGGGCCCCUCCUUGGCUCCGUAAUCUUACUGGCCUCCAUGAUCUUCGUCUUGGUAGUAAUUCUCUUUUUGAUUCAAUUCAUGGUCUGUUUGACCAAAUGACCUGUCUCGUUCAUCUCAAUCUAUCUUCAAACCACUUUUGUAAUGCAAGCAGUCUUACUUAUUUGGAUCUGAGUUGGAAUAAUUUGCAAGGGUCAAUACCAAGUGAAAUAGGCCAACUUAUAAAUCUUACUUAUUUGGAUCUGAGUCACAAUAAUGUGCAAGGGUCAAUACCAAGUGAAAUAGGCCAGCUUUCAAAAUUAACUAACCUAUUAUUGACCCGUAAUAGCUUAAAUGGUACCAUACCGACCAAUCUUGGGCAGCUGACGAAGCUACAAGCAUUUGACGUUAGAAGCAAUUCAUUAACUGGGGUCCUAUCUGAAGACCAUUUUGCGAAACUCCGAGAGCUGAAGUACCUGGACCUGACCGGAAACUCACUCGCUCUGAACGUGAGCUCCUCAUGGGUUCCUCCUUUUCAACUUCAAGAAAUUUGGAUGCAAUCCAUCAUUGUGGGACCCAGGUUUCCAGCUUGGCUUCGGACGCAGAAUGAGCUUGAGGUGUUGGACAUGCGGAACGCGAGCAUUUCAGGUGCCAUACCGAGCUGGUUUCUCUCUAAAAACAAAUCGUUUCCGUUGGGUUUAUAUCUUUCACACAAUUUUCUUGCUGGACAUAUUCCGCAGCUUCAACGUGUGCUGUCGGUUCUCGCACUAAAUGAUAACCGUUUCACAGGUACUAUCCCUGAAGACUUGUGCAAGUCGGAAAAUUUAUCAGAAUUGGAUCUAUCCAACAAUCUUCUGUCCGGAAGAGUUCCUCUGUGUCUAGGAAACUUGCGAGACCUGCAGUACCUAUUCUUGGCAAAUAACAGUCUAUCCGGUCAAAUUCCGAGUUCACUGGGUAACUUGUGGGGACUUUCUUAUCUGCAUUUGAAUGCAAAUAAAUUCGUUGGGAAGCUCCCUGCCUCAAUGCAGCAUCUCAGCAAUUUGCUAAUUUUUGAUGUCGGUGACAAUGGACUGAAGGAUACCAUACCAGCUUGGAUUGGGGAAAAGUUAUCAGAGUUAAUGUUUCUACGAUUUCAGUCAAAUAACUUCCAUGGACCCAUUUCCGAUACACUCUGCCAACUCUCACAUCUUCAAGUGCUGAACUUAGCACAUAAUAACUUGAGUGGAUUUAUUCCUCGCUGCUUUAACAACAUUACUGCCAUGGUAUCAAGUCAAGAUGGAGGUUGGCCAUUGAAUCACAACAAAGCCUUCAAGACAUUAAGGGAGGAAGAGAAGUUGAGUAUGACGCAUCGAGCCUUGAGCUUGUUAAUUCCGUAA
This is a messenger RNA of Coffea eugenioides, 2169 nucleotides long. RefSeq names its product receptor-like protein EIX2. Gene Ontology annotation, molecular function: protein binding. The coding region runs from base 28 to 2169 and encodes 713 amino acids. Lineage: Eukaryota; Viridiplantae; Streptophyta; Magnoliopsida; Gentianales; Rubiaceae. The transcript has 2 exons. The record is from RefSeq and is a predicted model, not a curated record.